CCAGGCCAGGCGGAGAUAAGGCUGUAAUGUCCGAUAGUCAGGCCACUUAGCUCCAGCCAGCAAAGCAUUGCAUUAACCCCCUUUUUCAUCAACUUCCAAGGUUGACACCCUGGAAAUCUAUCCAUUUCUCAUUUCCACUGAAGAAACAAUUCAAGAUGGCUCCAUGCAAGAGCGCAGAGGCCGCACUGUCAGCAAUCAAGGAUGACAAGUCCAAGAUCCUAGGAUUGACGAUCAACGGCAACAAGGUUGAACCGGGACAGCAUAUCCCCAAAGCAGAAGCAACUUCUCCCCCCGAGCUAUCUUUCAACACGACCUCCGGCACAUAUCUCGUGAUCAACGUCGAUCUCGAUGCUCCUUUUAAGUCUUUCAACUUCUUGGGCCCCGUUCUCCACUGGGUGCAAUCGGGCUUGACACCUGAGGUGACAGAAGGCGGCACCUCUGUGCUGAAGCCUCACGAUACUCCUGUCAUCGCCAACUAUGCCAGGCCUGGACCCCCGCCCGGAAGCGGGCCGCACCGUUACGUGUUUCUGCUCUAUGAGCAGCCCGAGGGCUUUGACGUGACCAAGUACGCGCCGGCUGGAGGCAAGCCCGUCGGCGUUAGACGCAGGAUGCGGUAUGAUCUGGAUGCGUUUGAGAAGAAGGCAAACCUGGGACCCGUUAUUGCUGCCAACUACUUUACCAGCAACUGAUUGACGCGCGCAUGAUACUUCAUUUGUUUACUUUUGAGAAUUCGAGCACAGACACACGCUUGUAAUGCUGAAAGGAAGAUACCCUCGUCGUAUUAGCUAAUCGAUCUACGCUAACUACUUGUCUUCAACUUAUAAGUCAAGAUUCCAUCUCAUGAUCAGAUAAUAGGUUCUUUAAUUAUCGUCCACAUUAUUAUCAUUGCUGUAAUAAUAUUCCGUUAACGACGACCUACCUAGGUAGGGGGCAUACGUAGGUGGUUAGUUGCACUAGCAGUAUAUUAUGUAAUCUGGGGC
Molecule: messenger RNA, 980 nt
Organism: Paecilomyces variotii
Lineage: Eukaryota; Fungi; Ascomycota; Eurotiomycetes; Eurotiales; Thermoascaceae
Product: putative protease inhibitor
Exons: 2
Coding region: 156-689 (177 amino acids)
Biological process (GO): regulation of Ras protein signal transduction; regulation of proteolysis
Molecular function (GO): phospholipid binding; peptidase inhibitor activity
Source: RefSeq, a predicted model, not a curated record